This is a messenger RNA of Panicum hallii, 1130 nucleotides long. Its product is annotated as fasciclin-like arabinogalactan protein 11. Bases 183 to 962 code for a protein of 259 amino acids. Lineage: Eukaryota; Viridiplantae; Streptophyta; Magnoliopsida; Poales; Poaceae. The record is from RefSeq and is a predicted model, not a curated record. The transcript has a single exon.
CAUAGGGCACCACGGUACCACCGCACCAUCUGUCUCCAUCCCUCCCCCUCCUCAGCAGCCUCCUUCCUUAUAUAACCCACUUGGCCUCCGCUGCAGUAUGCACAUCAAGAAUCCAGCCAGCAGAAGCAUCAAGCUGGUAGCUAGCAAUAAUCAGGCGACGCAGAUACAAUUACAAAUAACACAUGGCGGCGUCGCACCUCGCAGUGCUUCUGAUGCUUGCCGCCGCCGUCCUGUCCGCCGCCCCGGUGGCGCGCGGCCAGGCGGCCUCGGCGCCGGCGCCGGCCCCUGCAGCGCCGAAGACGAUCACGGCCAUCCUGACCAAGGCCGGGCAGUUCACCAAGUUCCUCCAGCUGCUGCAGUCGACGCGGGAGGCGGAGCAGAUCACCAACCAGCUCAAGGGCAAGUCCUCGAGCGGCGGGCUCACGGUGUUCGCGCCGCCAGACAACGCCUUCACGGCGCUCCCCGUCGGCACGCUCAACUCCCUCUCCGACCAGCAGAAGACGUCGCUGGUGCAGUUCCACGUCGUGUCCAUGGUGAUGCCGGCCUCGCAGCUCGAGACCGUCAGCAACCCGCUGCGGACGCAGGCCGGGGACACCGGCCCCGGCAAGUACCCGCUCAACAUCACGGCGGACGGCACCAACGUCAACGUCUCCACCGGGGUCGUCAACGCCACACUCGACGGCACGCCGCUCUACGCCGGGGACAGGCUCGUCGUGUACCAGGUCAACAAGGUGCUGCUGCCCUGGGCGCUCUACGGGCCGGCGCUGCCCCCCGCGCCGGCGCCAGCGCCGGCGGAGAGCAAGAAGAAGAAGAAGGCCGCGCCGGACGCGGCGGCGGAUGCGCCGGCGGCGGACACCGCGGCGGGGACGACGGCGUCGGAGGCCGCGCGGGGUGUCCCGGGCGUCGGAGCUGGAUCCUGGGUGGCGGUCGCCGUGGCAGCGGCUAUGUGGUGGGCCAUGUGACCACAGUAAGAAUGCAUGCAUGGGUGUUGUCGUGGUUGCUCUUUUGAAAGUCUCCCUGAGAUGUGGUUCGAAUUCAUCAGUUCUUUUGUUUGCAUUUUGUAUUGUGGAUGUAUUUGGCUUCGAUAAUGUUUAUGUUGUACUUUCAAAUUGUACAUGAUAUUGUGUCCA